Cylicostephanus goldi is the source of this 150-nucleotide messenger RNA. NCBI's taxonomy places the organism in Eukaryota, Metazoa, Nematoda, Chromadorea, Rhabditida, Strongylidae. The record is from the annotation of a GenBank genome assembly.
GAGAAGUCGGCGCAUCCAGUCGGUCCUAACGGGAAUGUCCUGUCCGAUAUUGGUUUUAUGCUACAAAACCUGACAGAUGAGUUGGAUGCGAUGCUGGAUCCGGCAAAACCUACAGUGAAGAUGCCUCCUCUCUUUCCUGUACCAAAAUAG